This is a messenger RNA of Odocoileus virginianus texanus, 9514 nucleotides long. The record is from RefSeq and is a predicted model, not a curated record. NCBI's taxonomy places the organism in Eukaryota, Metazoa, Chordata, Mammalia, Artiodactyla, Cervidae.
GGCCGCCGGGGCCAGCGGGAAGGGCGUAGCUCGGCCAGGUUGGGCCCCAGUCAUGGAGAAAUUCCAUGGGUGUGUGUCUACCCACAUGGACGUCCUUUCCUUGAAGAACCGGUGCCUGGCCACACUUCCUGACCUGAAGAUGUUGGAGAAACCACUUGGGCAUGUGUCUCCUCACUCAGACAUCCUCUCCUUGGAGAACCGGUGCCUGGCCACACUUCCUGACCUGAAGGCCUUGGAGAAACCACCUGGACAUGUGUCUGCCCACUCAGACAUCUUCUCCUUGGAGAACCGGUGCCUGGCCACACUUACCAUUUUAAAGAGCCCUGUGUCCAUCAGCCCCUUGCUCCCGAAUCACCAGAUAUCUCACCUGGCGCAAGCUGAUCUGUGCAACCUGGAGAGCAGCAACCACCUGCUGUCUGAGCCUCAAGCCUCGGGGGCUCAGUGCCUCUCUGAGGGACUAGGCCUUCUGACCUGCCCCAGGGUCUCGAAAACCAUCUCUGCCCCAGAGAAAGUUCAGGAAGCAGUUCUGGGUCAAUGGUCAUCUUCAGGAGAGAAAAAGCCAGAAGAGAAGGAAUGGGCAGAGGUUCAGAUGCCUUUUUAUAGCCUAAGCUUGGGAGAGGAGGAGCAGGAGGAGGAGCUGGCCCUGAAGCUCUCCCCUGGGGGCUCUGAAUCUCAACCUGAGCCUGCUGAACAGGACUUUCAGGAAGUGAAGAUGGUUCUCAUGAGCUUUCUGUGUUCCUCGCUGGUGGCAAAUGUAAACACAGAUGAUGCAGCGUACUCUACCCAGGCUUUCCUCCUCAAAGUCUGUGGCGAAGUUGCCCACUUUGAGCCUGAAUUUAUCCUCAAGGCAUCUCUGUACGCCAGGCAGCAGCUGAAUGUCCGGGAUGUGGCCAACAAAGUCUUGGCCAUUGCUGCCUUCCUGCCACUCUGCCGCCCCUACCUGCGACGGUACUUCUGUGCCAUCGUCCAGUUGCCUUCCGAUUGGAUCCAGGUGGCCAGGUUCUACCAGCUCCUGUGUCGAGAACGGGAGGACUGUCUCGCGCCCCUGCCUGCCUGCCUGCGUGCUGCGAUGAGGGACAAGUUUUCCCAGUUUGAUGAGUACCAGCUGGCUAAGUACAACCCUCGGAAGCACCGAGCCAAGCGGCGCCCCCGACGACCACCCCGCCCUCCAAAGGAACAUACAUUUUCUGAGACACAGACCUAUUUGCCAAGGUUCGCUUGGCCUAUUCGAGAUGAACAGAGGAUGUUUGAGACAACCUACAGUUCAGUGUCAGAGAAAAAGAGCGAGCAAAGGUUCACCCUGAAGAAGUUGGUACAGAGACUGCACAUCCGUGAGCCUGCACAGCUCGUCCAGGCCCUGCUGGGCUGCAGAUACCCCUCCAACCUACAGGCCUUUUCUCGAAGCCACCUCCCAGGGCCCUGGGAUUCUAGCAGAGCCGGGAAGCGAAUGAAGCUCGCUCGACCAGAGACCUGGGAGCGGGAGCUGAGCUUACGGGGAAACAAGGCCACCGUCUGGGAGGAACUCAUCGACAGUGGGAAACUUCCCUUCAUGGCCAUGCUUCGGAACCUGCGCAAUCUGCUGCGGGUUGGAAUCAGCGCCCGUCACCAUGAGCUUGUGCUCCAGAGACUCCAGCAUGCUAAGACAGUGAUUCACAGUCGGCAGUUUCCAUUCAGAUUCCUUAAUGCUCAUGAUUCCAUCAAUGACCUUGAGGCUCAACUUGAAAAGAAAGAGUUGCCAUUUCCUUCCAACACACAACUGAUAAAGCGGAUAAUAAUUAAAAACACAAAAUAUGGCAAGAAGCAUGCCUAUUCCUGGAAGUUUCGCCAGCCAAGCCGUCGGGAGCUUCGAACAGCGAUGAUGAUCCCUGUGAUCUAUGAGCAGCUCAAGCGGAAGAAGCUGGAAAUACACAGGGCCAGACAGUGGAAAUGUGACCGAGAGAUGCUGGCUCGGUAUCGACAGGCCCUGGAGACAGCUGUGAACCUCUCUGUCAAACACAGCCUGCCCCCGCUGCCAGGCCGCACCCUGCUGGUCUAUCUGACAGAUGCCAGUGCAGACAGAAUCCUUCCCAAGAGCAACCCACAAGGGCCCCCUCUGAACUAUGUGCUGCUGUUGAUUGCGAUGAUGAUGGUACGGACGGAGCAGGUGGAGCUUUUGCUGUGUGGAGGGGGCAUUGUGAAGACUGCUGUGAUUAAGGCAGAAGAAGGCAUCCUGAAAACUGCCACCGAACUCCAAGCUCAAGUCCAGAAGUCAGAUGAAAACUGUGAACAGUCCCUGACUACUUUGGGGAAGCACUUGCUGUCUCUGGCUACCCAAAGGGUCCCUGUGGACAGGGUCAUUGUCUUCGGCCGAACUACAAAUGAGAAACUGAUAAAUGCAGCCAAACAGCUUUUCUGGCAACAUGUGAAUCCCAAGUGCCUCUUUGUUGGUGUUCUCCUAAGGGCAAGUUACCUAAGUACUGAUUUGAAUCCCAAUGAUGUGACACUCUCAGGCUGUACUGAUGGGAUACUGAAGUUCAUUGCAGAGCGUGGGGCCUCCCGGCUUCUAGAACAUGUAGGCCAAAUGGACAAAAUAUUCAAGAUUCCACCACCCCCAGGGAAGACAGGGGUCCAGUCUCUCCAGCCAUUGGAAGAGAAUACUCCAAGCCCCUUGGCCCCUGUUUCCCAGCUUGGAUGGCGAAGCAUCCGGCUUUUCAUUUCCUCCACUUUCCGGGACAUGCAUGGGGAGCGGGACCUGCUGCUGAGGUCCCUGCUGCCGGCACUGCAGGCCAGAGCGGCCCCCUACCGGAUCAGCCUUCAUGCCAUCGACCUGCGCUGGGGCAUCACAGAGGAGGAGACCCGUCGGAACAGGCAGCUGGAAGUGUGCCUCGGGGAGGUGGAGAACUCACAGCUGUUUGUGGGAAUCCUGGGCUCCCGCUAUGGCUAUGUUCCCCCCAACUACAGCCUUCCUGACCAUCCUCACUUCCGCUGGGCCCAGCAGUACCCUGCAGGUCGCUCUGUGACAGAGAUGGAGGUGAUGCAGUUCCUGAAUCGGGGCCUCCGCCUGCAGCCUUCUGCCCAGCCUCUCCUCUACUUCCGGGAUUCAAGCUUUCUCAGCUCUGUGCCAGAUGCCUGGAAAUCGGACUUUAUUUCUGAGUCUGAAGAGGCUGCCCAUCGGAUCUCAGAACUGAAGAGCUACCUGAGCAGACAGGAAGGGAUCACCUGCCGCAGAUACCGCUGUGAGUGGGGCGGUGUGGCGGCUGGCCGGCCCUAUGUCGGGGGGCUGGAGGAGUUUGGGCAACUGGUUCUGCAGGAUGUGUGGAGUAUGAUCCAGAAGCUUUACCUCCAGCCCGGGGCCCAGCCGGAGCAGCCAGUGCCUGAUGACGACUUGGUCCAGGCCAACUUUCAGCAGCUAAAGAAGCCGCCGAGUCCUGCCCGACCACGCCUUCUUCAGGACACAGCGCGGCAGCUCAUGCAGCGCCAGGGGAGGCUGAACCUGGUGACCGGGCAGUCGGGACAGGGCAAGACCGCCUUCCUGGCAUCCCUCGUGUCAGCCCUGCAGGUUCUGGAUGGGGCCGCGGUGGCCCCCUUAGUCUUCUUCCACUUUGCAGGGGCCCGCCCUGACCACAGUCUUGCCCUCACCCUGAUCAGACGCCUCUGUGCCUAUCUGCAUAGCCGACUGGAGGAGCCAAGUGCCCUGCCCAGCACCUACCGGGGCCUGGUGUGGGAGCUGCAGCAGAGGCUACUGCCCAAGUCUGCUCAGUCCCUGAAAACUGGCCGGCCUCUGGUGCUGAUCGUCGAUGGGGCCGACAGGUUGGUGGACCAGCGUGGGCAGCUAAUCUCAGACUGGAUCCCAAAGACCCUUCCCCGGUGGGUGCACCUGGUGCUGAGCGUGUCCAGUGAUUCUGGCCUGGGGGAGACCCUUCAGCAGAGUCACGGUGCCCACGUGGUGGUCCUGGGGCCUCUGGAGCCGCCUGCCCGUGCCCGGCUGGUGCGAGAAGAACUGGCCCUGUACGGGAAGCGGCUGGAGGAGUCACCGUUUAACAACCAGAUGCGGCUGCUGCUGGUGAAGCGGGGCUCAGUUCAGCCGCUGUACUUGCGCUUGGUCACCGAUCACCUGAGGCUCUUCACGCUCUACGAGCAGGUUUCCGAGAGGCUCCGGACGCUGCCGGCCACUGUCCCUCUGCUGCUGCAGCACGUCCUGGGUACCCUGGAGCGGGAGCAUGGCCCCGACGUCCUUCCCCAAGCCUUGGCCACUCUUGAGGCCACACGCAGUGGUCUGACCGUGGACCAGUUGCAUGGAGUGUUGAGUGCCUGGCGGAUCCUUCCCAGGGGAAGCAAGACCUGGGAAGAAGCAGUGGCUGCUUGUAACAGCGGGGACCCCUACCCCAUGGGCCCAUUUGCCUACCUCGUCCAGAGUCUGCGCAGUUUGCUAGGGGAGGGACCCCUGGAGCGCCCCGGCGCCCGGCUCUGCCUCCAGGAUGGGCCCCUGAGAAUAGCCGCCAGGUGUCGUUACGGGAAGAGGCCGGAGCUGGAGAAGACGGCACACCUCCUCACUGCAGCUCAGCUCUGGAAGACGUGUGACCCUGAUGCCUCAGGUACCUUCCGAAGGUGCCCUCCAGAAGCCCUGGCAGACCUGCCUUACCACCUGCUCCAGAGUGGGAACCAUGGCCUUCUUGCCAAGUUCCUUACCAGUCUUCACGUGGUGGCCGCACACGUGGAACUGGGUCUGACCUCUCAGCUCCUGGAGGCCCACGCCCUCUACGCUUCUUCAGUCCCUGAUGGAGAACAGAAGCUUCCUGAGGCUGAUGUUGCUGCAUUUCACACCUUCCUGAGGCAGCAGGCUCCCAUCCUCAGCCGGUACCCCCUGCUCCUGCACCAGCAGGUAGCCAACCAGCCUCUGGACUCGCCUCUUUGCCGCCAGGCCCCCCGGCUCUGCCAGCGACAGCACCUCCAGCGCGUGCUGCGUUGGCUUAAUAAACCUGAGACCCUGGGGCACCAGCAAAGCUCCAGCCUGUCCCUGGCAGUUUCCUCCUCCCCCACAGCUGUGGCCUUCUCCCCUAACGGGCAAAGAGCAGCCGUGGGCACUGCCAAUGGGACGGUUUACCUUUUGGACCUGAGAACCUGGCAGGAGGAGAGGUCGAUGGUGAGUGGCGGUGAUGGGGUUUCCUCUUGUUCAUUCCUCUCGGACAACACCCUCUUCCUAACUGCCUUUGAUGGGCUCCUGGAGCUCUGGGACCUGCAGCACGGUUGUCGGGUGCUCCAGAUCCAAGCUCACCAGUACCAGGUCACCGGCUGCUGCCUGAGCCCAGACCGCCGGCUGCUGGCCACCGUGUGCCUGGGCGGAGGCCUGAAGCUGUGGGACACAGUCCGAGGGCAGCUGGCCUCCCAGCACACCUGUCCCAAGCCCUUGAACUGCAUUGCUUUCCACCCAGAAGGACAGGUGGUAGCCGUUGGCAGCUGGGCUGGCAGUUUCAGCUUUUUCCACAUGGAUGGGCUCAGAGUCACCAAGGAACUGGGGGCCCCGGGAGCCUCUGUCCGUACCUUGGCCUUCGGUGUCUCCGGGCGGGUUGUGGCUGUGGGCCGUCUGGACAGGAUGGUGGAGCUGUGGGCCUGGCAGGAGGGGGCACGGCUGGCUGCCUUCCCUGCCCACCAAGGCUUCGUUGCUGCCGCCCUCUUCCUGCGAGCUGGGUGCCAGUUACUGACGGCCGGAGAGGACGGCAAGGUUCAGGUGUGGUCCGGGUCUCUGGGUCGGCCCCGUGGGUGCCUUGGUUCCCCCCACCUCUCCCCUGCCCUCUCCGUGGCUCUCAGCCCAGAUGGCGAUCAGGUGGCUGUUGGGUACCGAGCAGAUGGCAUUCGGAUCUACAGAAUUUCUUCAGCUUCCCAGGGGGCGCAGGGUCAAGCGCUCGAUGUGGCAGUGUCCGCUCUGACCUGGCUCAGCUCUAAGGUGUUGGUGAGUGGUGCUGAAGACGGGGCCCUGCAGGGCUGGCUGCUCCAGGGGGGCUCCCUUCAGUCCCUCUGGCUCUUGUCCAGACACUGGAAGCCUGUGCUGGGACUGGCCACCUCCCAGGAACUCCUGGCUGUUGCCUCAGAGGACUUCACAGUGCGCCUAUGGCCAAGGCAGUUGCUGAUGCUGCCACAAAAGACAGAAGACUUUCCUCGUAGCACUGAGCUCCGGGGACACGAGGGCCCUGUAAGCUGCUGCAGCUUCAGCACUGAUGGAUGCAGGCUGGCCACCGGGGGCAGGGAUCGGAGCCUGCUCUGCUGGGAUGUGAGAACACCCAAAGCCCCUGUUCUGAUUUGCUCCUUCUCUGCCUGUCACCGAGACUGGGUCACUGGCUGUGCCUGGACCAGAGACAGCCUCUUGGUCUCCUGCUCCAGCGAUGGUUCUGUGGCCCUGUGGGACCCAGAGUCGAGACAGCAGCUUGGUCACUUCCUGGGUCAUCAGCAUGCUGUGAGCGCCGUGGUGGCCGUGGAGGAGCACGUGGUAUCCGUGGGCCGAGAUGGGACCUUGAGAGUAUGGGACCAUCAGGGCGUGGAGAUGACCAGCAUCCCCGCUCACUCAGGACCCAUCAGCCACUGUGUGGCUGCUCUUGAGCCCCAUGCAGCCGGUCAGCCGGGGUCAGAGCUUCUGGUGGUGACUGUUGGAUUGGAUGGGGCCACACGGUUGUGGCAUCCACUCUUGGUGUUUCAAACACACACUCUCCUGGGUCACAGUGGCCCAGUCAGCGCAGCUGCUGUUUCAGAGACCUCAGGCCUCCUGUUGACCACCUCAGAGGAUGGCUCCCUACGGCUCUGGCAGGUGCCCGAAGAGGCAGAUGACACAUAUAGACCUAGGAGUCCUGCAGCCAUCACUGCUGUGGCCUGGGCCCCAGACGGUUCUGCAGCAGUGUCUGGGAAUCAAGCUGGGGAACUGACCUUGUGGCAGGAAGCUAAGGCUGUGGUCACAGUACAGGCCCGGGGCUGCAUCAGUGCUCUGCUCUGGUACUCAGCACACACCUUGAUUGUUGUCAGUGCUAAUGAAAAAGUCAGCGAGUGGCAAGUGGAACUGCAGAUGGGUUCAACACCCAGAAAUGUCAGUCUUCGCCUGAACCGAGUUCUUCAGGAGGACUUAGGUUUCCUGACAAGUGUAGGCCUGGCCCCUGAUGGUCACUCCCUCAUCUUGGCCAAAGCGGAUUUGCAGUUGUUGCACAUGAAGCCAGGUGAUGAGCCCUCUGUAAUCUGGGAAAGUUAUUCGGAAGAUCCUAUGAUGUUGUCCACCCACCAGGACUAUGGGGUGUUUGUCCUGCAGUCAAGGAAACUUCAAGUUCUUCCUUUUUCAGGGCAAAAGGAGUUAGGAGAGUUUGAAGAGUGCCUGGAAUUUGAUCUGAAUUUAGAAAAUCCCAGUAAUACCCUCAUAUCAGUAACUCAGGCCAAACCUGGAUCUGAGUCCUCGUUUUUGUGUGCUAGCUCUGAUGGGAUGCUGUGGAACCUAGCCAGAUGCACUAAUGAAGGAGAAUGGAUCACAGAUAAUAUCUGGCAGAAAAAAGCAGAGAUGCCUGCAACUCAAACUUCAGAGACAGAGUCAUGUAUAUCUACCAACACCUAUAGCUGGUCAACAGUCACAGAGCUAAAGACGCAGCAACGUAGAAAGAUCCACUCAGGCCCUGUCACAGCUCUCCACGUGCUGCCUGAGUUGCUGGUAACAGCUUCAAAGGACAGAGAUGUUAAACUGUGGGAGAGACCCAGUAUGCAGCUGCUGGGCCUGUUCCGAUGUGAAGGGGCAGUGAGCUGCCUGGAACCUUGGCUGGGUCCUGACUCUACUCUGCAACUUGCAGUGGGAGACACACAGGGUAAUGUCUACUUUCUCUCCUGGGAAUGAAGAUCACUGCUCAGGGCGAGGAGACUGCUUGUGCCAGAGAGGCAAAGCCUGAAGACCCCAGUGGCUACUCUCUUGAUACAAUUAUAUAAAUAAAGGGACAGAAAAUCUCAGAGUGUAGUCCUGCCUGUGUUCUCAUGUGGAUUUGGACCAAGAGGGAAGAAUAUGGAUGUUCUUAUGUUUCUUUUCUGAAUUUACUUUAAUCCUUACUAGAACUGGAAGAAAGUGAAGCAGAUCUUUGGUAGAUAUUCUUUGAAAUUAGGCUUUAGAAUUCUUGUGUCAUUUGCUGGCCCCAGGACCCUAAGGGAUGACUCCUCCCAGGAGGAGGUAUGAAAGUGAUGUUGACGAGCACUUAGGCUGAACAGAUAUCUGGAGACCUCUCACUUGUUCAAAGAAGAGGAAGAGAAAGAAGAAUGAGUCAGCUGUCUCCUGUCUAGGGCACUGGGAAAGAACUAGGAUUGAACCAGGACACCACUAGUUUCCUCUCACAGAAACAGCCCAUCUACUCAGAGCCAACAGCCCAGGUGAAAGGUGAGAAGCCAGUAUACCGAGAGCAGAGUGAGUCUCCUGGCUUUCACAGACACUGAUGGACCCACGGCAGCCACUUGACUUGCAAGCAUUAGUUAGUAUAGUAAUUUGCCUUCUUGGAAGAGAUCACAAAAGGGUUAUCUUUCAAAUUGCAGGUCACAAAGAUUAAAAUGAGUUGAAAGGUGAAACUGCAUACACACGGACUAGCUGUGAACUGUGACCCUCUUAGGUAAAAGUUCUCCAACCUUGUAUUCUUAUCAUCAAUUUUAUGGGAGAGAAAGUUACUUGAGGCCCUUUCUUUCUAAGGGUUAAGGAAGGGUUUAGGAUCUUCUGUGUCCAAGAAUUUGAGGACUUGUAUAUGAUAAGCUAGUGCUAUUACAGGAUUUUAUCCUGGGUUUGUAGGGUUCUUCCAGAGAAAUACCACUGCACUCUGAUGUAAAGUUUUCAGGAUUUAGGGAGUCGAGGGGUACCCAGUUUUGUUCUUACUUUGCUCUGAAAUCACCUGAAGAAUUUUGUCUUAUUUUUACCAAUGCCUCAUAUUCUUCCUCAACCUAAGGAUAAGACAUGAGGAGUGCCAACAGCUGAUGUCUUAAUUAUAGGUCAUGCCUCUAUCAUUUCUCAUGUGCCCCAUGCAAGGGCUCUAAAUAUGCCUUCUAGACCACCUGUUCCACUGUACCUUGUGACUGGAAGUCCAAGUUAAGGUAAUUUGAAACCUAUGAUUCGUAAUACUACCCAGAAAUGCUACAGAGAACCAUGACACAGCAUCAUCCAGAAAGUCGAUGGUUUCAGUCUUUGCCUUCUGUUCCCCUGAAAGCAUGGGCCAAGGACAGGAGGAAGCCCUAGAUGUCUGUCUUCCAAGUUCUAAAAAUUCUAUCCAAGUUCCCCAGCUGAAUCUGGAGGUAUGGGGCUGGAGAAAGUAAAGUCUACUUGCUCAGUUAAGACUCGGUCUUGUUGGCCAGGUCCACAUGAAGGGCGUGUUCUUUCUUGAAGAUAUACAGUGAGGCCAAAGUAUAAUUGCUGUGAGUGAAGACAAGAACAGACUCUAGCUAACAGUAAAUAUGUACGCAAGGGAGUUGAAAGGACAAUCAGCUUAGGUUUUACACUGAAUAUUUUUAAAGUAUUAUUUUAAAUAAAGAGGACAUUAAAAAAUUA